Molecule: messenger RNA, 1508 nt
Organism: Melanotaenia boesemani (Boeseman's rainbowfish)
Lineage: Eukaryota; Metazoa; Chordata; Actinopteri; Atheriniformes; Melanotaeniidae
Gene: plcxd1.2
Product: PI-PLC X domain-containing protein 1
Exons: 6
Coding region: 315-1274 (319 amino acids)
Biological process (GO): lipid metabolic process
Molecular function (GO): phosphoric diester hydrolase activity
Source: RefSeq, a predicted model, not a curated record
UAUGUUUUUGUGCUAGGCUGCUGCUAAAGCCAACACACAUACCCCACACAGAAACACACGUAGCCUCAUUUCCCAGGGGUGUCCUCACAAUGUUACAGUCCCACUCGUGUCGGUGUGUCCGUCAGUCACCUCAACAGAAACCAGAAGUUUCAUUUCUACCUGUCUUGGCUGCGGUUCCAGUUUGUUGUCGAUCGUUUAAAGGAAUUAGAUAAGGGAAACUGGAUGGACCAUGUGACGUUAAAACAGGUUUCUCAGAUCCACAGUUGAAAUACUUUUUACUGAGUCUGCUGCAGGUCCGUGACUGACUGCGCGACAUGGAUCUGAGCUGCCAGGACUGGAUGUCGGCUUUACCGGAGGAGCUGUGGGACGUUCCCCUGACAGACCUGGCCAUACCCGGGAGCCAUGAUACCAUGAGUUAUUGUCUGGACAUAACCUCCCCUCUGGUCCGGUCUGAGUCUGACUUUUUCCGCCUCCUGGAUGUACUUUUCCACUGCUUCACAAGGCCUGCCAUCUUUAAAUGGGCCACCACACAGGACAAAAUCAUUGAAGAGCAGCUCUCGAUGGGGAUUCGCUUCUUUGACCUCCGUGUUGCACACAAACCCAACGACUCCUCCAGCAGCCUCUACUUCACACACGUCAUAUACACACAUCUAACAGUUCUGGAAACACUUGCAUCUGUUGCCUCUUGGUUGAAGUGUCAUCCAAAGGAGGUUGUUAUCCUUGCCUGCAGCCAUUUUGAGGGAAUGGAUGACACGUGCCACGAAUCCUUCAUUUUCUGCCUGAAAAAGUUGUUCAGCUCAAAACUUUGCCCCCGAAAGGAAUCCGACUUGAGCUUGCGGAGUCUUUGGGCAUCUGGUUACCAAGUAAUUCUGUCAUACGACUCCCAGCUUACAGCAAGACACCAGGAGCUGUGGCCUGCCAUCCCUUACUGGUGGGCCAACAAGGACACAGCGCAGGGAGUGAUCGGUUACUUGGAGUGGAACAAAGACAUGGGACGUCCAGAGGGUUUCUUCGUGUCUGGCCUGAACCUGACAGCCAGCAGGGGAUACAUCGCCAAGAACCCAAAAGAAUCCCUUCGAACGCUGACCUACAGCAACUGGCAGUGUUUGAGAAAAUGGGUGGAGGAGCAAGUUCCUGGUUCAGACCCCAAGAGUCUCAACAUCAUAGCAGGAGAUUUUGUGGGGCCACUUCCACUUUGCCCUCUGGUGAUUGCACUGAACUACAAACUGCAGCAGAAGAGCUCCUGUUACACGAAAAGGCAACAACGGCCGUGAUUUUAGUCACAUCAAACCUCACUUUCUGGCUUCUCAGCUUUUACAAUGCAAAUGAAACUGUGCCUUCAUUGAAAUUUAUGUUUAUUUUUUCUUUAUGUUGCACAUUCUGUGUGUUUUAUCUCUUUAUCUCUUUUGUGCAGUCAGUAUGUUUACAAGAAAAUAUCUUAUUCUCUUACAAAUAUGUACCAUCAGAUAUAUUCUAUAUACUGUUCAGUAAAUACAGGUUUUUCUUAA